Molecule: messenger RNA, 3315 nt
Organism: Seriola aureovittata
Lineage: Eukaryota; Metazoa; Chordata; Actinopteri; Carangiformes; Carangidae
Gene: pik3c3
Product: phosphatidylinositol 3-kinase, catalytic subunit type 3
Exons: 26
Coding region: 315-2969 (884 amino acids)
Biological process (GO): autophagy of peroxisome; endocytosis; phosphatidylinositol-3-phosphate biosynthetic process
Cellular component (GO): phosphatidylinositol 3-kinase complex, class III, type I; peroxisome; membrane
Molecular function (GO): 1-phosphatidylinositol-3-kinase activity
Source: RefSeq, a predicted model, not a curated record
UUUAGCCUGGGUGUACAUUUCGGAUGCUGUUGUGUUGUUAUGUAGCUAUCAAAAACACCAAAUCAUGCCCGGCAAGACAGCCGUUAAAAUAAUGUCUUUACCGUGAAUACAGGCGCUCAAAGUUAUCUGUUAAAAAUUCGUGUACGGACUGAAAACGUCUCUAACCGUGUGGGCGGUGUGUUAGCUGGGUUGCGAGGAGUGUUUUGUGCUGAUCUGAGGCCUUGUCGCAAACCCAACCGCUCAAAGUCUCAUAUAACCGUCCGGGAUUUCAUGUUCAGGUUUUUGGUUCAAAUUUAGUGUUUUCCCGUCGGAAGAUGGAAACUGAUAAGUUCAACUAUGUUUACAGCUGUGACUUGGACAUCAACGUUCAACUUAAGAUAGGCAGUUUAGAAGGAAAACGAGAGCAGAAGAGCUACAAAGCGCUGCUUGAAGACCCCAUGCUGCGGUUCUCUGGCCUCUACCAAGAGAACUGCUCGGACCUCUACGUCACCUGUCAGGUGUUUGCUGAAGGAAAGCCUCUCGCCUUGCCUGUUCGCACCUCAUAUAAAGCAUUCAGCACACGUUGGAACUGGAACGAGUGGCUGCGGCUGCCAGUCAAGUACCCAGACCUUCCCCAAAGUGCCCAGGUGGCUCUCACAGUGUGGGACAUCUAUGGGCCUGGCAGAGCUGUACCCGUGGGGGGCACCACUGUCACUCUAUUUGGCAAAUAUGGUAUGUUCCGGCAAGGGAUGCAUGACCUGAAGGUUUGGCCGGGCGUGGAGGGGGAUGGAGGGGAGCCCACCACCACACCGGGACGCACCAGCAGCAGCCUGGCAGAGGACCAGAUGGGCAGGCUCGCCAAGGGCCCUGACCUGGAGGUACUCAGUGAUCUGACGAAGGCCCACCGACAGGGCCACAUGGUGAAGGUGGACUGGCUGGACCGGCUGACCUUCAGAGAGAUCGAGAUGAUCAACGAGAGUGAGAAACGCAGCUCUAACUUCAUGUACCUCAUGGUGGAGUUCCCCCGUGUCAAAACAAAUGAUAAGGAGUAUAGCAUUGUCUACUAUGAAAAGGAUGGAGACGACACAUCACCUGUUCUCACCAGCUGCGACAUCGUCAAAGUUCCUGACCCACAGAUGGGGAUGGAGAACCUUGUGGAGAGCAAACAUCACAAACUGGCUCGUAGCCUCCGCAGUGGGCCCUCAGAUCACGACCUGAAGCCCAACGCUGCAACACGCGACCAGCUCAAUAUCAUCGUGAGCUACCCUCCAACCAAGCAGCUGACCUCUGAAGAGCAGGACCUGGUGUGGAAGUUCAGAUACUACCUCACCACACAGGAGAAGGCAUUGACAAAGUUCCUCAAGUGUGUGAACUGGGAUCUGCCCCAGGAGGCCAAGCAGGCUCUGGAGCUGCUGGGGAAGUGGAGACCCAUGGAUGUGGAGGACUCCCUGGAGCUGCUGUCGUCCCAGUUCACCAACCCGACGGUCAGACGCUACGCCGUGGCGAGGCUGCAGCAGGCGGACGAUGAGGACUUGCUGAUGUAUCUUCUCCAGCUGGUUCAGGCGCUCAAAUAUGAGAACUUCAGUGAUAUUCAGGGAGGCCUGGAACCAGGCAGCAAGAGAGACAGCCAGGGACUUUCAGAUGACUCGGCACUGGACAGUUCCCAGAUUCUGUCCGGCACAUCUGGGCCCUCCUCUGCUCCACAGAAAGCCAAGGAAGGAGCUGACAGUGAGAAUCUGGAGCAAGACCUGUGUACGUUCCUCAUCUCCCGUGCUUGCAAGAACUCUACACUUGCCAACUACUUGUACUGGUAUGUGAUUGUGGAGUGUGAGGAUCAGGACACUCAGCAGAGAGAUCCAAAGACCCACGAGAUGUACCUGAACGUCAUGAGGAGGUUCAGUCAGGCUUUACUUAAGGGUGAUAAGAGUGUGAGGGUGAUGCGGUCUCUGUUGGCUGCCCAGCAGACAUUUGUGGACAGACUGGUGCAGCUGAUGAAAGCUGUGCAAAGGGAGAGCGGAAAUCGGAAGAAGAAGACAGAGCGGCUGCAGGCUCUGCUGGCCGACAACGAGAAGGUGAAUCUGUCAGAGAUCGAGCCAAUUCCUCUUCCUCUGGAGCCUCAGAUCAAGAUCAGAGGCAUCGUCCCUGAGACAGCUACACUCUUCAAGAGUGCUCUCAUGCCAGCCAAGCUGAUCUUCAAGGCUGAGGAUGGAGCCAUGUACCCAGUCAUCUUCAAACACGGAGACGACCUGAGACAGGACCAGCUCAUCCUGCAGAUCAUCUCACUUAUGGACAAACUUCUGAGGAAAGAGAAUCUGGACCUGAAGUUGACACCUUACAAAGUUUUGGCCACCAGCACCAAGCACGGUUUUAUGCAGUUUGUCCAGUCUGUUCCUGUUGCUGAAGUCCUCGCUACUGAAGGCAACAUCCAGAGCUUCUUCAGGAAGCAUGCACCGAGUGAGAAAGGACCGUACGGCAUCAGCUCCGAGGUGAUGGACACCUACGUCAAGAGCUGCGCUGGUUACUGUGUCAUCACCUACAUCCUGGGCGUAGGAGACAGACAUCUCGACAAUCUGCUGCUGACGAAGACUGGGAAGCUGUUCCACAUCGACUUCGGCUACAUCCUGGGCAGAGACCCCAAACCGCUGCCUCCACCCAUGAAGCUGAGUAAAGAGAUGGUGGAGGGGAUGGGAGGCAUGCAGAGCGAGCAGUACCAGGAGUUCAGGAAGCAGUGCUACACCGCCUUCCUGCACCUCAGGAGAUACUCCAACCUGAUCCUGAAUCUGUUCUCUCUCAUGGUGGACGCCAAUAUUCCUGACAUCGCUCUGGAGCCCGACAAGACCGUUAAGAAAGUGCAGGAUAAGUUUCGACUGGACUUGUCGGAUGAGGAGGCGGUUCAUUACAUGCAGAGUCUGAUCGAUGAGAGCGUGGGCGCUUUGUUUGCUGCUGUGGUCGAGCAGAUACACAAGUUUGCUCAGUACUGGCGCAGAUGAGCAGAGACUUCUGAGACGAGGAUGAACUGGAUCGAACUUUUGCAGAAGGAACACGUGAUCGUACGGCUCUGACCCGACUGAUGCUGCGUUUGUGUGUGUGUGUGUGUGUGUGUGUGGGGGGGGGGGGGGGGGGUGUGUGUGUGUGUGAGAGAGAGAGAGGACGAAGCAAAGAAACCCAAUGACACUGUUAAAAAGGCCAAGAAUGCACUGCCAACCUUUACUGCAAGAUGGCUAAACAAGGACAAGGAUGUCUUUGUUUGCUUAUGUAUAUAUCAUGUAUAUUAAUUAUUAAAUGAAUGAAUGAAAUGUUCGGCCAAAUAAAAGACUGUUGAUACAACUAAACAAA